Messenger RNA from Botrytis sinoallii, 432 nucleotides. RefSeq lists its product as uncharacterized. The record is from RefSeq and is a predicted model, not a curated record. The transcript is spliced from 2 exons. Lineage: Eukaryota; Fungi; Ascomycota; Leotiomycetes; Helotiales; Sclerotiniaceae. Bases 1 to 432 code for a protein of 143 amino acids.
AUGGGAAGACUUAUCAAGAAUCACUGGGCACGUCUAAUUGUCCUCACUGCCGCAAUUUAUCAAGUAGCAGCUGCAAUCGAAGGAUUCUUCUGGCCCAAAAUCUUCUGGGACUUUCUCACCAAGAAUCUCGACGGUGCCGUCAAGCCUUUGCCAAUAUUACAAAUCAUCAAUUUGGUUUUUGGCCUAUUUAUGCUAGCUUGGGAGUGGCCACUUGGAUUCCUCGUUGGCACGUCUUUCUAUCGCAGCAUCGAGGCUCGAUUGGUUAUCCUCCCUUUGACAGCUUUGGCUUCCGCGUUACUAUACCAAGCCACCAACCCAGCUAUCUACUACACCAUUGCACUGGUGGUAUAUUUCUGGGCGUAUAGUGAAGGGGAAGUGAUAGCUGGGGUUUGGAAGCUUCCUCCUCGGAGAUCCACAACGGGAAAGGUUUAA